Molecule: messenger RNA, 1427 nt
Organism: Vitrella brassicaformis
Lineage: Eukaryota; Vitrellaceae
Source: the annotation of a GenBank genome assembly
CCUCUCUCUGCGUUAGCCGUGCGACGACAGCCCUCCUGCUAUCUCCCUGUCUCUCUGCCCUCUGUCUUAACGGCCGCCCCCUUCUCUGUCCAUCUGCAGCAUCCCUCGACUCCACUGUCAUCGCUUGACUCCGAGUCUCUCUCUCUCCUCAGCUUAUUCUCUUCACCAAGCGCCUUGUUGUCGUUCAUCUGCCCGCUGCUCGUCUGCGUUUCCUUCCGACGUCCGCUCCACGACCGAUGAAGGCCCUCUCCCUUUCCAUGCUGGUGUGCCUGCUCGGCAUCGCACUGGUCUGCGCUGAUGAUAUGAAGCCAGCUGCUCCUGCUGAUGCGCCGUCUGCGGUGGCACGGCGUUUGAGAGGCGGGAUAGCUGACGACGCCGACGAAGUGACAUCCGAUGGUACGCACACACGAUGGCUGUUUGCAGCUCGUGCACACACACGCUGCACAAGUACGUGCCUUUCCUGUGUGCCUGUGUGCCUGUAGGUGGUGUGUCUGAUGCUCUUGUGGCGGGGCCAGCGGCAGCAGACUGUGAGGACGCGGCUGAUGAGCCGACGGCUGCACCUCCAGGUGGGUGUGCAGACAUCCCCACCUCGCCCACACGUCAUCCUUGUGUUGGCCACGUGUGUGUGUGUGUGUGUGUGUGUGCAGAUGAAGAUGAGCCCAGUGGCCUGGAGGCCGUGGAGGAGUCAUCGAGUCCCACAGAGAGGAGGCUGGGCAAGGACAAGUGGUAUGAGAUCAAGGACAAGCUCAAGACGAAGUGGAACAAAAUCAAGCGGAAGAUCAAGGACAAGUGGUAUGGGGGCGGUGGCUACUAUUAGACGCACCACAGCACACAUAGUGUGUGUGGUUGGGUGCGUGUGUGGACACCCACAUGGUAUAAGUGUACAUAUCUUUGUUGAUGGCUGUGUAAAAGGGGCUCGUGCGUCUUUGUUUAAGCACGAGCACCGUACCGUCCGUGUGGAGCUGUGGGUGACAUCAAGUGGGUGGCUGGUGUGUGUUUGCGUCAAGUGAGUGGAUGGAUGGUCCAUCCCAUCCAGGUGUCGAUUGUGCACACACUGCAGUGUACAUAUCUGCUCGUUCUUUGUAAGAGAGACAAGGGGUUCAGUACCGUACAAAAAGCGAGAGGGUGUGGUGUGGUUGAUUCUGGCAGUAUGUUCUGUCUGUCUAAGUGUCUGUCUGUGUGCCUGUCUGCCAUGAUUGAUGCGACCCGUGUAGCCGCGUGGGUGAGUGGGCAAGUCUUUUCCCCGCGUUUUCUUUGCUCCAUUGUUCCAUGUAUGUGUGUAUCGUACAGCACAGCACAAGCACGCUCUCUCUGCUUGGCGCCUUGAUUCGUGUGCAGCAUCCUUUGACCAGUGAGUGGGACGCACUACUGAAUGCAUGUGUGUGUUUGGAAAGAUGAGAUGAGAUGAGCUACGUGGAAGGGCCACA